Molecule: messenger RNA, 1135 nt
Organism: Populus trichocarpa (black cottonwood)
Lineage: Eukaryota; Viridiplantae; Streptophyta; Magnoliopsida; Malpighiales; Salicaceae
Product: transcription factor JUNGBRUNNEN 1
Exons: 3
Coding region: 47-964 (305 amino acids)
Biological process (GO): regulation of DNA-templated transcription
Molecular function (GO): DNA binding
Source: RefSeq, a predicted model, not a curated record
UAUCAUUAUAUAUGGUGUAAGAGAGAAGAAAUAGAGAGAGAGAGAGAUGGAGGCCAUGACAAAGAUGAGUGGCUGUAUUAGUUCUGAUAAUUAUGAUAAGGAUGAGGAAGUGAUACUUCCGGGUUUCCGAUUUCACCCCACAGAUGAAGAGCUUGUUGGGUUCUAUCUGCGGCGGAAGGUGGAAAAGAAACGAAUUGGUAUUGAACUCAUCAAACAGAUUGAUAUCUACAAAUACGAUCCAUGGGAUCUUCCAAUUAGCACUGCAGAGGACAAAGAGUGGUAUUUCUUCUGCUUAAGAGGGAGAAAGUACAGGAACAGCGUAAGACCUAAUAGGGUGACACGAUCUGGAUUUUGGAAGGCCACUGGUAUUGACAAGCCCAUAUAUUCAGACAAAGAAACACAUGAGUGCAUCGGUCUCAAGAAAUGCUUGGUAUACUACCGGGGAAGUGCUGGAAAAGGCACAAAAACUGAUUGGAUGAUGCAUGAAUUUCGCCUUCCACCAAACGGGAAGACUACAAAUCCCCUCAACGCUAGGAACAUUGCGCAAGAAGCUGAGGUUUGGACACUCUGUCGAAUUCUGAAACGAAUCCCAUCCUACAAAAAGUACGUAGCUGCAGUACCAGCAACUGAACAAAAACCCAUUAACUGUGAUUCAAAUUCAAAAUCAUGCAGCUUUGAAUCUGAAACCAGUACUGAGCAGGAUGUAAGUUUUGGAGACUCAUUUGUUCAAAGAAAUGAAAGGAAGCCUGUCACCAUAGACCAAGUUGACCAUGAAAGGAAUAACCUUUUUAUGGGUGGUCAAUAUGAUUCAGUAACUGAAGCUCCAUUUACAGCAGCUUACCAGGGCUUUCGGAACACAGGUAUUGGAGAUGAUUUCUUCGUUAAUGGAAACUGGGAUGACCUAAGAACAGUGGUUGAGCUAGCCAUCGAUCCAGCUCAAGUUCCUGACGAAUGUAGAUGGUAGAUAUAUGUACUUUUCUUUCCUAUGAUUAGGGAUUUAGAAACUCUAAAAGCAUACGAUGGCUUAGUAUUAAAUUUUUUACAUUUUUUUUUUCUAAGUUUAACCGAACUGGUGUCUUAUAUGCAGAUUUCACCUUUCCUUUCCUUUUAUUUUAUUUUUUGGUUGGAUUUAUAA